Messenger RNA from Camponotus floridanus (Florida carpenter ant), 1736 nucleotides. RefSeq names its product putative inorganic phosphate cotransporter (gene MFS3). Lineage: Eukaryota; Metazoa; Arthropoda; Insecta; Hymenoptera; Formicidae. The transcript has 9 exons. The record is from RefSeq and is a predicted model, not a curated record. Gene Ontology annotation, molecular function: transmembrane transporter activity. Gene Ontology annotation, biological process: transmembrane transport; monoatomic anion transport. Bases 179 to 1693 code for a protein of 504 amino acids.
ACUCGAGAAAGAAAAAUUUACAGUAAUGUAAAUUGAGGAGAAAAUAUUAAUAAAAAAUUACAGAAAAUAUUGAAAAACAAUUAUAAAUUCGAUCGUGCAAUUUUUUAUCGCCGAGUAAUCUGCAGUAAAAUCUGCGAGUAUUUUUAAAAAGCAUCUUUAAAGAUAUUUCGUCAAUACGAUGGAAAACAAUCCUAACACCACAAGAAAAAAUGGAGUGCGAUUUCCAAUUCGAUAUUUAAUGGCUAUAAUGGGAUCCAUUGGCCUCGCCAUUCUUUAUGGUUUUAAAGUCAAUGUCAGUGUGGCGAUUGUCGCUAUGGUGAAUCAUACUGCUGUCAAAUUAUCUACUUCACAGAAUUCAGAAACUGAUAAUAUUACGACAACGAGCGCGAAUAUUUGCCAGUUUGAAGACGUCUCAAAUGUUACAAAGAUCACAAGCGAGAAUGGCCCAUUUGUAUGGAAUGAGCUUAUUCAGGGUUUCAUCCUAUCUUCUUAUUUCUGGGGCUAUAUAGUGUCUAUGUUGCCCGGUGGAAGAUUAGCUGAGCUCUGGUCAGCUAAAUGGGUAAUGAAUGGAUCGGUCCUGUUAAAUCUCAUAGCUUCCAUAUUGACGCCCAUCGCCGCACGUAUUCACUAUUCGCUCUUUAUAACAAUGAGAUUUCUGCAGGGGAUCGGCGGAGGUGUAUCGUUUCCCGCUAUGCAUGUUAUGAUCGCCAAAUGGGCACCGCCGAAUGAAAGAAGCGUCAUUGCUUCGAUUGUAUAUGCAGGGACGGCACUUGGUACCGUGAUUUCCAUCUUGUUAAGCGGUCUGUUGGCCGCAAAUCUUGGUUGGGAAUCCAUUUUUUAUGUGGAAGGUGUGCUUUGUCUGAUUUGGUGUAUUGCUUGGUGGCUGAUGAUAGCUGAUUCCCCGGAAAAACAGACGAGAUUCAUCAGUCAACGAGAGAGAAAUUAUAUCGUCGCAUCUUUGGGCGGACACAGCAAGGAGGAUGUUCCCAAAACUAUUCCAUGGAAACAAGUGUUUCGUUCCAAACCGUUCAUAGCGAUUCUGAUUGCCCAUUUUUGUAGCAAUUUCGGCUGGUAUAUGCUACUUAUUGAACUGCCCACAUUUAUGAAUCAAAUCUUGAAAUAUGAUAUGAGCUCGAAUGCAGGAUUAUCAUCCAUUCCAUUUUUAUGCAUGUGGCUCUUCACUAUGAUUCUUAGUAAAACAUUAGCCAUCCUGCAGGAAAGAGGAUUGAUCUCAGUGACGGUAUCUAGAAAAAUCGGUACUCUUUUUGCGUCUCUCGUACCCAUGGUCUGUUUGAUACAAGUGUCAUAUGUCGGGUGCAAUCGUAUGAUAGUAGUUUUGUUGAUGACAAUCGCAGUGGCCUGCAUCGGCGGAAUGUACUGCGGCUUCUUGGCAAAUCACAUAGAUAUCGCGCCCAACUUUGCUGGCAGUCUGAUGGCGAUGACAAAUUUUGUCGCCACUAUACCCGGUUUCGUUGUACCGGUAUUUGUAGGAAAAUUAACUCACGGAAAUCAAACCAUAGAGGCAUGGAGAAUUGUAUUCCUCGUAACGAUCAUUUUAUAUAUAAUCGAGAUACUGGUUUAUACUAUUUUUGGGAGCGGCAACGAGCAACCAUGGAACAAAAUUAAAACGUCUGAUGAAACGAGCGAUCAAACAUUACCUUUAAGAGAAAAUAACGCGAAAUACAGUUCUUAAAAUCUUACAUUAUGCGCUAUAUCUUAAUUUAUUUUAUUAAUAU